ACACCCAUGAACAAACACCAAGCUGCUGUGCGUGACAAGAAGUGAACUUUCACUUCAGGCGUACGUCUUUCUCUACAGCACUGGGUUUCUAUUGUAGGAAAACUUUAAACUGUAUCCUAUAAAUCCUGACUGCGAGUCCUAACACGACAAAAUGGGGAAAGUGAAUGUCUGUGUGAAAUGGAGUUACAUCACUGUGAUCAGUCUGAUUGGGAUUGCCUGUGUGCUGCUGUUGGCCGCCACCCUGUUUACCCAUGGAUACGUACACAGAGAUGAAAAGGUAAACGAGGCGAUGGCAAUCCUUCAUACCCUGUAUAUUUUCUCCAUCAUAACUCUGAUUUUGACCAUCAUUGGUCUGUAUGGUGCCUGCAAAGAGAAGAAGUGGGCCCUUAUAGUGUUUGCAGUUGGAUUGAUCCUGAGCAGUCUAUUCAUGCUUGUAAAUCUAAUCUAUGGACUGGCCAUGCAACCAAAGAUGGUUGAAGAAAUGAAGAAGCAAUACCUGAAAAUGCUGCCGCUGAAUAAUGCUAGUGAGAUUUUUGUAGAGAUUUUCAAGGAUACACAGAUGGAAUAUCAGUGUUGUGGACUGGAUAAGGGCUACCUGGACUGGGGCUACAACAUCUCAGAAUCCUGCUUGUGCACACAAGAGUCCACUCGUCCAUGUGUGGCAGCUCCUAAGGACAGCAGUCUGUAUGAGCACAGGGUCGAUGACCAGCCCAUCAUGGUUUAUGAAGAGUCAUGCCUUCCAUACUUGAUUGCGGGUAUGAUGACAGCCAUGAAUAUUGGAUUCGGUAUAAACCUGGCAAUCACAUCAUUCUGGGUAUUGUCAGUGGUGCUAUGUAUCAUCAUCUUAUGUCAGCUGUAUAAGAAGGAAGACACUCCUGCAGUGGUCUACAGUCAGGAGGCAAAGGCAGGCAACUACACCGUUCUGAUACACCCUGCAGAGGACACCUGACCAGGAUACAACAAGGAUUCAGUGUUUUUAUGAUGUUUGAAUGUACUGCCUUCAACAAGUGAAGCUGCAUGUAAAUAAAUGUACAUUUCUUUCUGUUUGGGCAGCCUGGAUUUGUCUUUUUGCCCAUGAAACCUUAAUGAAUUUUUGUCAUCCCUGAGGAUUCAUGUUUUUACGACAGGGAAAACUGUGAGCUGUCCAAGAAAAUGUACAGAAACGUUGUAUACUGUAAAACAGUAUUAUGAUAUUAAGUCUGAGACCUACACCCUUUUGCUAGAGGGAUGUCCAGUGUAUCUUCUUCUAAUGUCUUCAGUCAGCAUCAGAUAGUUUAAUUGGGAUGUGUGUUAAACAAUGAAUGCAUUUAAACUUUCCAGGGGUAUUAACAUCCCAGAUAAUUUAGUACAAUUAAUCCCAGAUGUAAGCACUUGUGAGCAGCAAAAGAAGGCGUAUUGUGCGAUAUUCAAAGAGAGUAAAUAAUUCAGCUGAGAUGGUUAAACAUAUGUGGUAUCCAAAAAAAGCACUGGUGAAGAUAUGGCUGCAUAAAUAUAUGUGUUAUGGACACAUUAGAGCUUUAAUAAGAAUGUCUGUACUUUGUGGUUUGAAAGCUUUCAGUAAUCAUCUGUAUUAUAUUCUGCCAAACUUUAAGAAAACUUUAUUUUUUGUAAUCGUUUUAAUUGAUACAUUUUGAUUAAAGAAGCUCCUGGAGCAAAUGUUUUACAGUACCGUUUAAAACCCUGAUACCACAAAAAUGGAGAUGCUGAGUAAAAUGUAAAUAAAAACAGAAUGCAAUGA
Messenger RNA from Epinephelus lanceolatus (giant grouper), 1738 nucleotides. Its product is annotated as tetraspanin-8-like. The record is from RefSeq and is a predicted model, not a curated record. Lineage: Eukaryota; Metazoa; Chordata; Actinopteri; Perciformes; Serranidae. Gene Ontology annotation, cellular component: membrane.